UAUUUUAUUUCAUAAUUGAUUUGUCUGUGGAGGGCACUGUCCGUUUCUUCUUCUUCCUCGGCGUAAGGCGAAGGUGAGAAAAAAAGAGGAAAAAGGGAACUCAGAGUUCGAACUCAGUUGGUUUGUAUAGACAACGAUCAGUAGCAAGGGGGGAGAAAUGAGGCCUACACCGAUGGAUUUCUUCGCGGAGAUGGAAGAACAGGGAUCCACGGUCGCGAUGGACGUGGAUGAUGUGGAUCCACUCGAGAUAUUUAGCGAGGGGGUGAUCUCAGCCGAGAACAAGCUCGCGGACGCCGAUUUCUUCAACUCCUUUGAGGAUGAUUUUGAUGACUCCGACAUCAACUGAAGUUCAGUUCCGUGGUUCCAUUCAAAAGAAGUAGUUCACGUAUCAAUUGUAUGUUUAUUGCUCCUGUUAAUGAAACAAGAUGAUUUAUGCUUAGGGAUUUCGCCCCCUGUUUGGUUACUGAGAAAUUGAAAUUUCGACAUUGGUUCUUUUCUUGAGUACUUGCUUGGUGAUAUCAUAGUUGCUCUUGCCUCGCAAGGAUGAUGGUUAACAACGUAAUCUUUGUCAUUAGUUGCAAGGAAAACUGAAGGGGAAGAUGUUUAUAUGUAGCAGAAAAUGGCAGGAACUAUGUGCUCCGUUCUGAUGUUU
Messenger RNA from Momordica charantia (bitter melon), 652 nucleotides. It is a transcript of the gene SMAP1, whose product is annotated as small acidic protein 1. Lineage: Eukaryota; Viridiplantae; Streptophyta; Magnoliopsida; Cucurbitales; Cucurbitaceae. The record is from RefSeq and is a predicted model, not a curated record.